This is a messenger RNA of Lipotes vexillifer (Yangtze River dolphin), 759 nucleotides long. The record is from RefSeq and is a predicted model, not a curated record. Lineage: Eukaryota; Metazoa; Chordata; Mammalia; Artiodactyla; Lipotidae.
AUGUUGGAAACCAUGGAUCCUGCUUCCUCCCACAAACAAACUGGUUCAGCAUCAAUUCAUGGACAAAUUCCCAUUGUGAGAAAUCUAGAAACUAAGAGAAGUCUCCUGCACCCAAGGAAAGCUAAACCAGACUCACUGAAGCAGACACCAACACAGAGAGUCAAGGAAAAUGGAGAAAAAGAUAUCCUAAACCAGUCAAAUCUAAAGAACAAGUACCAGAGGCCUUGCAGACGCCGCCGCCCUGAGCCUCCCGCGCUGCGCACCUUGGUCAACUCCAUCGUGUUCUUCGACAUCGCCAUCCAGGGAGAGUCCUUGGGCUGCAUCUCCUCCGAGCUGUUUGCAGACAAAGUUCUAAAGACAGCAGAAAGCUUUCGCGCUCUGAGCACUGGGAAGAAAGGAUUUGAUUACAAAGGUGCCUGCUUUCACAGAAUAAUUCUGGGAUUUAUGUGCCAGGGUGGUGACUUCACACGCCAUAAUGGCACUGGUGGCAAGUCCAUCUAUGGGGAGAAAUUUCAUGACGAGAAUUUCAUCCUGAAGCAUAUGGGUCCUGGCAUCUUGUCCACGGCAAAUGCUGGCCCCAACACAAAUGGUUCCCAGUUUUUCAUCUGCACUGCCAAGACUGAGUGGUUGGAUGGCAAGCAUGUGGUCUUUGGCAAGGUGGAAGAGGGCAUGAAUAUUGUGGAAGCCAUGUGCUUUGGGUUCAGGAAUGGCAAGACCAGCAAGAAGAUCACCAUUGCUGACUGUGGACAUAUCUUAUAA